AUGAGCGUCACGAGCGAUGGUCCGUUGGUGGGGAGUGGUGCUGGCUUGGCGGCGGUGCGGUGCGGUGCGGUGGACGAUGGGAUGGGUUGGCAGGCUGGUGGCUAUGCAGAGGACGACAUGAGGCUUUGCGUUGAAGGAGAUUAUGUGUGCAAGUGUGACAGACGCCUCGUGAUGGUUGGCGGAGGCGUAGGCGGUCGUCAGGCGUCAGUCGUCAGUUGGAGUUGGCGUGGACUCGAACGUGUGACCGCGGCUCGCUCGCGUCUGUGCGUCGGUCAGGGCAGCAACGACGUCAAAGCAGCGCUCUUUGUGGUGGUCGGGGUGAUUAUUCGCAAGACGGCGCGGCAGUAUGAAAAGAGUAUGAGGGCGUAG
Molecule: messenger RNA, 369 nt
Organism: Pseudocercospora fijiensis CIRAD86
Lineage: Eukaryota; Fungi; Ascomycota; Dothideomycetes; Mycosphaerellales; Mycosphaerellaceae
Exons: 4
Coding region: 1-369 (122 amino acids)
Source: RefSeq, a predicted model, not a curated record